Molecule: messenger RNA, 501 nt
Organism: Neogale vison (American mink)
Lineage: Eukaryota; Metazoa; Chordata; Mammalia; Carnivora; Mustelidae
Product: synaptonemal complex protein 3-like
Exons: 5
Coding region: 1-501 (166 amino acids)
Biological process (GO): meiotic cell cycle; spermatid development
Cellular component (GO): synaptonemal complex
Source: RefSeq, a predicted model, not a curated record
AUGUCAAUGAAUAUUCUCUAUACAGCUGACAUUAAACAGGCUCUUCUUGCAAAGAGAAAAAUGCUCGAAAUGAAUGCAAAAGCUUCUGUCAAAACCACUAACGAAAAAAUUGAGCAUCUUUGGAAGAUACAGCAAGAAGAAAGGCAGAAUCUUCAUCUCAAGUAUUCUCAGCAGUUUCUGACUUUGCUUUGGGAGUGGGAUACAGACAUGCGGAAAGCCCAGGAACAAGAAGAAAAACUAGCUGGUAUGUUCCAAGAGCAACGAAAGAUUCUUCAACAAGCUAGAGUUGUUCAGAACCAGAGGCUGCAAAAAAUUAAAAAUUUAUAUGAGAAAUUCUUAAAGAGUAUGCAGGACUUAGAGAAGGAGCAUGAACAUCUUCUUGCUGAUGAACAAAGUGAAGUUAGGGAACAAAUGACCAAGUUGCAAAACAAAAUUAUGAUGGAAGCUCAACGGCAAGAGCUGGCAAUUGUUCAAAAGUCUCUUCAUUCCUUGUUGUUCUGA